AUACGUCUUCGUCUAAAACAAAGAGAAAAAUCGGGAAAUUUUUGAAUAUUUUGCAAAGAAAACAGUGCAGUAAAACAAAAGCUAUUCAUUUGAAAGAAACUCUCAACCAAAAUGGAUUUCGGUGCCUUGUUGCAUUAUGCGAAAAAGAAAAACGAUGCUGCAUCUAAAGACGAGCAGAGAAAAUUCUAUAGCACCAAAUAUGCGCCACCGAAAAAGGAAACCAAGGAGAGCAAACAACUGUCCAACAACAUACAAAAAUUCCUCAAGAAUAGGGAGGCGGAGGAGAUGGAGCGUAAGCGAGCGGAGCGCGAGAAACUCAACAAUUUGCUGGCGAUGCGGGAUGAGAAGUCCAAGAAUAAGAUUCGCAAAAUGUUAAAAGUAACAAAAUCGGCGAAUAAAUCGGUGUUGGACGAUGCGAAGAGUGCGGAUAAUACGGUGCUGGAUGGUACUGAACAGCCGGAUGGGGAUGACUAUGGCUAUGUGUCAACGGAGGCGAAUGCCUUAUAUCAGAAAUAUAUUGAGAAGGUCAAGGAUGUGCAGGAGGACAAGGGCUUUGCGCCCAGUCGACCGCAAUCUGGUCGCGAUCUAUCCAGCACCAAAGAGCGCGUCAAGGCGGCCAUUACGCGCGAAAGGGAAGAGGCCAGAUCACACACACGGCAGCGCACCAGUCAUGCAUCCACCUCAGGCACAGGCAAAGAUAGGGAGGCGCAUGUGGCUCGCGCCUACAGCACAACAUCCUCGAAAACUCUCUACGAUCCGGAUGCGGAGCGACGCGACGAGGAGCGCAAACGGCGCGAGGAGGAACAGAAGAAAGUGAAAGCCAAGCGGGCGACACAACCGCCACCGAUGGAUUUUCAGGCCCUAUUGCGUCUAGCCGAGAAGAAGCAAAACGAGCCGGUUGCCGUGGCAGUGCCCGAGAAGAAAAAGGAGCCGGAACGUCUGAUGUCCGCACGCGAGAAGAAGGAACAUGAGGAGCGCCAACGCUGGAAGGAGCAGCGCGCCCAACGCGAUCGCCAGCGUGAAAUUGAUGCCAAGUCCAAAGUGGAGUCGCCACGCAUGGACCCCGUCGGACGCAUACCCAAGCUAAAUAAGGCACCCGCAGUCGCCAAAGCACCAGCCCCAGGCUCGGCUUCAGCUCCAGCAGCGCUGCCUAGUCAACCCAAAUCGAAGCCAACAAGUGAUAACCUCAAACGCCCAGCGUCCAGUGUUUCGCCGAGCACCUCCUCCAGCUCCAAAUAUCGUGCUCUACCAGCAAAGCCCGGAAGCAACCAGACGGUGAUCAAACGUCCGCCAGUUGCCAGCAGCAGCAGCUCAACAAAACCGACGGCAGCAGCAGCUUCAACAGCUUCAACUGGAGCGGCCAGCUCCAAAGCAGCAGCACCACGUAAUCCCUAUGAGGCUGCCAAUAAAGCAGGUGGCACACGCAAUUUUCCGCCACGUGAACCAUCCAAGGUGCGUUCAUUUCCACCUGAGGAUGUGCAGCGUAACCGUAAACCGCAUCCAAGCGAUGCGCGUGCACGAAGAGGAGGCGGUGGUGUGCAGCCAGGAGGAGGACGUAAGCCGAUCGAUCCGGCCAGUAAACGACGCAUUUAUGAUGAUGAUUCCGAGUAUGACUCAGCGCUGGAUGACUUCAUCGAUGAUGGAGACUGCGAGGAGGAUAUUUCAUCGCAUAUACGAGACAUAUUUGGCUAUGAUAAGCGACGGUAUCGAGAUCUCGACGAGGGCGAUUCUGAUAUGGAAUCCAGUUUCGCUCAAACGCAACGCGAAGAAUAUAUUAGUAAAAAAAUAGGUAUACAAGAGGAUUUGGAGGAUAUGCGCAUGGAAGCGAUGCAUAAAAAGCGUAAAUUGUUUAAAAAGCGAUCCGCUCGAAUCGGCGACUAAAUCAAUAGUCUAAGCCAACCAUCGUUGUGUGUUUGCAACCACCUCGUUAUUUUUCACACAUCUCCGAUUAUUGAGGCAGCGCCAUAUGUUUUUUAAACUUUUUUUCUUCUCCAGAGAGAAUCUGAGAAAUCGAAAUUAAUUCCAAGCUUAGCCAACAUGUGUUUGUUUAUGUUUCUGGCGCUGCUAUUUAUUAGUUUGUUACAUACCAGAAUAGUGUUGUUGUUUCUAUACUUCGAUACCGAAGGUAAUUUUUAUAUUUUAAUACCGAAGUUACUAGAGUGCUACGUCGCUAGGAAAUCGGAGUGCUAGAUAGCUAGGAAAUCGGAAGGCAUAUUACUAGAAACAUUCUCUUUAAGUUUGUUCAGGCACGUCUCAUGUCACAGUUACCAAACUUGGCAGAAAAUUUACUAAAAAACUUUUGUUUGAUUUACUUAUUUUUGAUACUUUAAUUCGUCUCCAAGAUUUUGUAAAAGACCAAGCCUAUAUAUGGUAUAAGCAUAUUCAUAUUUUUGCUACCCGUUUGAAAUAAUCAUACGUUUACAAUCUCAACUGUGUUAAGAUUAUACAGCCUAGUCGAAUCGGCAUCUAGAUACAAAUAUUCUCCAAACUGUUCCUAUUUCGAAAGCAAAAAUUGGCCCCUAUUUUAAGUAAAAGUGUCGGUACGAAACCAAAUGUCAAUAACAUUUGUAUAUAUCAAUAUGUAUAUAUAUAAUUGUAUAGGUGUAUGCAAUUAUGAAAAUUUAUCAAUUCAAUAUGUCAAUGGCGAUAUUAAAUCUUUAAUUAUA
This is a messenger RNA of Drosophila grimshawi, 2666 nucleotides long. Its product is annotated as protein SPT2 homolog. The transcript has 4 exons. Gene Ontology annotation, molecular function: DNA binding; histone binding. Gene Ontology annotation, biological process: nucleosome assembly; regulation of DNA-templated transcription. The record is from RefSeq and is a predicted model, not a curated record. NCBI's taxonomy places the organism in Eukaryota, Metazoa, Arthropoda, Insecta, Diptera, Drosophilidae. The coding region runs from base 112 to 1881 and encodes 589 amino acids. Gene Ontology annotation, cellular component: nucleolus.